UCAUAGGUCAUUCAAGAAAAAUAAAGAUCAAAUAACCAUUGCUAAUAUUUUGUAGAAAUAGCAAAACAAAACUUUUUGAAAUUCAAGAAACCAAGAAUUCUGUUUUUUAAUCCCAAAAGGCAAAGUAUCAUAAAAGAAACACUUUUCCAAAUUAAUGGGGCGCUGGAUGAAACCAGAGGUUUACCCUCUAUUGGCUGCAAUGACCUUUGUGACAAGCAUGUGUGUCUUCCAGUUAACAAGAAACUUGCUCCAGAACCCUGAUGUUAGGAUAAGCAAAAAUGGCCGCACCAAGGGAGUGUUUGAUAACAAAGAAGAAGGAGAGAAAUAUGCUAAGCAUGGCUUGAGGAAUUUCCUUCGAACUCGACCACCAGAGGUUAUGCCAACUAUUAAUCACUUCUUUAGUGAACAGAAAUGAAGAAGUGUUACUUAUAUGUACACCAACAUAUAUUUCAAUAGAUGAAAGAAUUCAAAUCAAAGUGUUUAUUUGUAACAUAAGUUGUUUGCAUGCAUGAGAAUUUUGUCUUAUCGUGUAUUAUUAACUUUAUGGCAUCUUGUAAUUCUUGCAUCAAAUAAAGCAAUAAAAAAUAAAUCCGUUUGUAAUCUUGUUUUAUUAUAA
Molecule: messenger RNA, 616 nt
Organism: Medicago truncatula (barrel medic)
Lineage: Eukaryota; Viridiplantae; Streptophyta; Magnoliopsida; Fabales; Fabaceae
Exons: 3
Coding region: 155-415 (86 amino acids)
Source: RefSeq, a predicted model, not a curated record